This is a messenger RNA of Anguilla rostrata (American eel), 4584 nucleotides long. Its product is annotated as palmitoyltransferase ZDHHC17-like. Gene Ontology annotation, biological process: protein palmitoylation. The record is from RefSeq and is a predicted model, not a curated record. Gene Ontology annotation, cellular component: Golgi membrane. The transcript has 10 exons. Lineage: Eukaryota; Metazoa; Chordata; Actinopteri; Anguilliformes; Anguillidae. The coding region runs from base 448 to 2043 and encodes 531 amino acids. Gene Ontology annotation, molecular function: protein binding; palmitoyltransferase activity.
GGACCAAUCGAGCGUUUCUAUCCCGAGUCCCUACCGUUGGACUGUGCUAGCGGCUGGUGUGGGAUGGUGUGGACUUCAGUUGCACAGUACAGUGGGGGUACUGACGCACGGGUAUAGAGAUAAGCUUAUUUAUUUACAGCGCGACUGCACGGAUAAAUACACACUCUUUAACGGAAUCUUUUUUUCUUCACGUGUAAUAUUAAUUCUAUUUUAAGAUUGAAAGUUAUUUAAAGAGAGUGAAGGAUAACUAUUGCGAAAGUUUACUUAGAAUACAGACUUAAGAUAGGAUUCGGCAAAACGUCUUCGGUGUUACUGCGUUACUACAGUUUUCUAAAUGUUUUUAUUUUUGACUAACCUGCUUACGGUAGGAUAAGCCGUUUUUAAAUUAGUUGCUUUACAAUUUAGAGUGACUGGGCGUUAAAGCAGAAUUUUCAGAAGUUGGGUGACAUGGUUCCUGCCCCCCGUCCGCCAUCGCUCACUCUUUCGGGGCAAUACGAGCAAUGCAGUGGGACUGGACACUGUUUCAAACCGCCAGUUGAUAACGUGGAUAUUUUCCAGGCUGCUAAACUGGGGCAGCUUGAGGAGUGUAGACGUGUUGUCUCGGCAGAGGGUGCGGGGGUGUUACACAGGGUCGACUGCUCCGGUCACACCCCAGCGCACUGGGCUUCCCUGGCUGGUGCUGUGGACAUCGUCCAGUUUAUCCUGGAGACGGGAGGCCCAGUGGACCUUCCCGGCGUGGGGGAGCAGGCUCAGAGGCCGGUGCACUGGGCUGCCUUGAACGGGCACAUCGCGGUGGUGGACCUGCUGCUGGGGGCCGGGGUCUCCAUGGACACGGCUGACCACAGGGGCUACACCCCCCUGAUCCUGGCCGCUCAGUACGGACACACCGCACUCUGCUGCUACCUGAUCGGGAAAGGGGCCCAGCUCCACCUCUGUGAUGCUGAAGGGGACAACGCCUUGCACUGGGCCGCUUUCAAAGGACAUUGUGAGUUGACCCGAUUGUUGAUUUAUUCUGGAUUCAACCCGAAGCAACCGGAUAAGAUUGGUCAAACCCCCCUGCACCUGGCCGUCCUCAGCGGAGACUUGCUGACCGUACAGCUGCUUUGCGAGCAGGAUGGAGUAGAUUUGGAAACGGAGGAUAUAAAUGGGAACACCCCUCUGAAAUUGGCCCGGGGUCACAAACACUGGGAAAUAUCCACGUACCUGGAAAACGCAAUAUGCCGUUCAGGGCGGCUCAUUCCCAAGUUUGACUGGAGUGCAUUGGUGUUUGGCCCACCUGGAAAAUCCAAGGGCCCUGUGCUUUUCCUGUUAUCUUGCCUGUUCCUCUGGGGAUACCCCACUUACCUGUUCAAGAUUGUCUCGGUCUCCUUUAACAAGCUGUGGGAGUUUCAUGUGGCCUUCCUGCUCGCCAAUGCACUGAUGUGGUUUUUCUUCCUAAAAGCUUCCCUGAUGGAUCCAGGGUUUCUUCCCAGAGACAGUAAGGAAUAUGAUCAGGCCAUUAGACAGGCAGUGCACUGUGAGGGCUGGAGGCAGGGCAGGAAUCCCCUUCUCAGACUGUGUCACACCUGCCACAUCGUCAGACCCCUGCGCACCAAACACUGCCGUGUCACCAACCGCUGUGUGGAGCACUUCGACCACUACUGCCCCUACAUCUACAACACCGUGGGCCGCAGGAACAGGACUUACUUCCUGGGGUUCCUGAGUUCGAUGAGCUUGAACUGCUUCAUGGGCGUGUACCUGUGUGUGGACUGGUUUUCCCAGAUGGGCCGUAGCCUCUUCAUCGGGGCGGGGUUCCUCUUCAUGGCCAUCAUCGGGGUGAUAUCUGGCAUCAUGGCCUGCAUCUGUCUUCACAUGGCAGCUCUGAACACCACCACCAAUGAGCAGCUGAACCAUCACAAGUACAGCUACCUGCGGGAGGAAGAGGGCCAGGCCGCCAGCCUGUUCGACCGCGGCGUGCUGCUCAACCUGCUGGAGUUCUUCCACAUGGUUCCCUCCCUGCAGGAGGGCCAGCUUAGGACCAUGGACUAUCUCCAAGUUAUAUAACGCUAAAACUGGCUCCUGGAUGUGAAGCAAACUACCUAUACGCACCCAGUGUGUAAAUACAAUCUUUAAGCAACCUGUAAGCCAUGCUGGAACAAUGGCUAAACAAUCCUUCCAGAAAGAAAAUAAGGGACUCUGUUGCUAUUUCGCUGAGCUAGCAGGGUAUGCAGAGUGGAAACAGUAGCGACUAGGAAAAAACUUCAGCUACGCUCAAAGUAGAGAGGAAGAAAUUACAGGUUUUUUCCUUCUUUUAAAAUAACUCAAACUGCACCUACAAUCUGCUCCAGCUCUCUGGCCCUAUCACCAGCAUCAUAUGCUGCUUAAAAAAAUGUAUGUACAGGAGCACAAAAUUACCUGUAUGGAGCUUUGCUUAAGACCUGCAAGACUCGAACAAUGGCUACUCCCCAGAAGGGAUGCCAAGAAAAACUAAGAAAAACUGUCCAUCUGAUAAAAAAACAAAACUGUUUUAUCCUUCUGCAUCGUACUACUGUUCAUGGCCUCCCUCUUCACUGUGGGUUCUUUCAUGUGUCACAGGGUAUACUAUUUCUGUGUUGCUGCUUUUAUCCAAUCGGGUACUGCCAGCCACUCAGGGGCAUUCUCAGUGAAUAGUGUAUGCCUAAGAGGCAGAGGAUGCUGUUAUUCUCUAAGAUGGAAAUCGUCACCCAGUAUCUGUGGACAGACUGCCAGGUGAUGCGUCCUAAAGUGCUUGCUCAGUUUGGACUCGGGUCCUGACCUUGCCAGAACCAUCUGCUGGAAGAGCGGUGCUUAUGUGGCAGUUAUGUCACCCAGGGAGGGGCGGUUGAUGGGGUCAACAUUCAGGAAUCAGGAUCAUCUGUGAUUUGACUGCACCAGCUGUACAGGAAGUGUAGUCCAGUGGCACAAUGACUGCACACCUGAGCUGCUGGACUGCACAGUGAAAAGAUGUCAACAGAAAGGAGAUCCAUGUGUUCGUGUUCAUUAACCCUUUCCUAAAUGAGCAAUGGAGUAUUGUAGCAAUGCAAUGGUUUUGAUAAUAUGAUCAGUCAUUCUAAAUUGGACAAAAAGUAAUAGGAUUAAAGAAGUUUUUUUUUUUAAGACCUGUUGCUGGAAUAGAUUGAUAAUGGCUAGUCAGCUUCAUGCAGACAUAAACCAAAGUUGUAAUUGUGUAGCUCCAAUGUGAGUAGAAUAGGUGCUGUCUGGUCUCCAAGCAAUGCCAAUGUGAGUAGAAUAGGUGCUGUCUGGUCUCCAAGCAAUGCCAGAACAAUAACAGCAGUAACUGAGGAAUUUGCCAUUGGAUUGUGCUCUUCACUUUCAUCAUACUACCCCGGAACCUGUAUAAUCAAAUACACAGCUAUGUCUUUGAUGUGGUUCACUAUCACUCUGAAAGAUUCCAGAUAGCAAAAUCUUCAGUGUCAAUUCAACUCUUAACAGGUUCUGUGUCCUGCCAGUAUAAAAUAAUUUUAAACAGCUUAUUACUGUGCUGUUUAUGCUAGCCAAUUCUUUCUAAGGGUACAACCGUAGUUUCACUCAAAUACCUGUGAGAAUUAAUAUUUUUACAUCUCAAUAUAAACAUCCUGCUAUUGUAUUCAGGAGUAAUGUUUAAUAUACUGUAUCAGGAUUGUGAGAAUGGCCAUGCUGUUGUGAAAACCAACAGCUUUUAUUUUGUGUUUUUAAGAUGAUACAAGGUCUUGGCUUAACCCUAUGGCCAUUCCAGUCAGUGACAAUGCAAAAAUACUUCCUUAUAUUUAUGCUAACGAAAAUGUGCACAACCAGAAACCAUCAUCAGGUUGUGCUUGGCAAAAAGCCAUUUUCAAUUGCCAAAGGCUUCACUUUAAUUUAUGAUGCACAACAUACUCGUUAGUCUUUUUUAAUAUAAUCUGCCUGGCAAGAAGAAGCUGCAGAAGAGCUGAGUUGUAAAUUGCUAUUGUAAAUUUGUUUUAAGUGAAAGUGUACAUGAGACUUUGGUUAAACUCCCUUGGUAAAUAUCAGUUCUGUUAGAGGCUUAACCCUUGAGUUUAGAGCUAUAGACUACUUAACCCUAGUUGAACUGUAGUAAUUGUUCCUGCACACAAAGAUUAGGACAGUCUAUGACAGUUUCAGUAUUGCAUUAAACCCUAUGUCAAGGUUAUUAUAAUUAGUCAAAUUAACAAAUUAAAACAGAACACCACUACUUGAAGUUUUUAACAAAGCUUUGACUUCAUUCAUGGUACUAGACCUCACAGGAUUAAGCAGUGCAGUUUGUAGCUUUUAUAGUUGUGUGAUCACAUGAUUUGGCCUUUAUUUGUCGCACUGCAAUGUUUUAACGGGUUAUUGUUUCCUGGCAAUAAUGUCAAUGUGAAGUAACUUCAAGAGAAACAUUUAAAAGCUUAAGGCUUACACCGUGGUGCACAGUAAUAUCAAACACAGUGUUCUUGAUAUGCACAGCAGAUUUAUGUGGUACUAUUAAUAUUUACAUAUACAUGUAUAUUCUCAUUUACAAACGCCACAGGCAUAUGACUAUUGGAAGAGUUCCAUAUAUACCAUCAUAUACAAUUUUAUUCACAAUAAAUUGAAAAUAUACAGAAA